AUGCGACCUUCACGGCACCUAUUUUUUGGUUUAGUUAUAUCAUUCAUUCAAUGUUUACUCUUUCCGCCAGUAAUAUCGCAAACAUCGGACGGGAAUGAUCCGUUGUAUGAUGCAUUUUACCAAGACCUAGGAGGAGCUGCGUGCGUUCGACUUCUGAAUUCGACAGGAGUAAUAGGAUGUCAAGCUUUGAAACCAACGACGGGAGUGCUGUAUUUGACUGACACGCAAGAUAGUUUAACGCAAUUUAUCAAAAAUGGACCAAGUGGAGCAUUCGCGGUUAUUUUGCCCUAUCAGUUGAUGACAAAUGAAAACCUUCGUGCGCUUGGUUCGUCGGGCAAAUUAGGAGGAGUAAUUGCGGUGAUAAAUGGAACAUCCAAUUUGAUUGCAUCAAGACCAAAUUCAUUUUCUCCCGAUGAGCUCUGUCCCAAUUGUCAAUUUGGAUUGUACAGGAAUGACUCAAACCAGUAUAACUGGAAUCCUAACGGAAUUGGCUUAAUCCAACAAAGUUUUGAAUUUCCGAUAUUUGCAUUGUAUCCAAUCGAUGAUGGCUCGUCAAACGCAUACAAUAUGAUCAUGGAUGGCGCUGCAUACAAUGCGGCAAAUUCCUUCAAAUCUUAUCCUUUGAAGGCUGUGGAGUUUAAUUCGAUGAUGUGGGCUGCGAUAGACGCGAAAACUUGUUUAAGACGAAAUUUUUGUUCUCCGAUUGGAGGGUACUCCGUUUACUCUACUCCUUCGCUCAAUAUGACUAAUGAUGACGGAAAACCUAUCGUAAUAGUCGCCGCCGCAAUGGACAGUCGGGCGCUAUUUCACGAUCUGAUUUUGGGCGUAGAUAAUGGAAUAUCUGGGACUAUUGCAGUGCUUGCAGUUGCAGAUGCCUUAAGUCGAUCCCCUGUCCCUGUUACAACCUUUUCUAAACAUAUUCUGUACACCCUGUUCACUGGAGAGGCGUGGGGAUUUGCUGGCUCCCAGAGAUUCGUGAAUGACAUUACUACUCCGUUUGUUUGCAAAUCGAAUCAAACACAUGCAACCGAAAAUUGUCCUUUUGUGGGUGUAUGUAGUUCUCCAUGUAUACACGACAAGGAUUUUGAGCAAAUCAAUUUCGCGAAAAUUGAUUCGAUAUUUGAAUUUAGUCAAGUUGGCAUUAACACCACCGGUUUCUAUGCUCAUGUGGAUGAUCCAAAGAAUUCAAAAAACAAUUUGCUUAUAACUCAAUUGGAACGAUUAUCGGCGGCAGCGAACAACGGUAGUUCGUUUGUAAAACCAGCGUACAAUGGUGUGACUAACAGGAAAUUGCCCCCAUCUAGCUCCAUGGCUUUUCUGGAAAAAAAUCGAAAACUAUCGGCUUUGGUGUUGGGAGAUUUUCAGGCUGAUCUAAAAAAAUAUUAUAACAGUGAAUAUGAUGAUGGAUUUGACAUGUCAUCGGUCGGCGCGUCAAUAUGUUCGAUUGCCAAUGUCACUGCCCAGGCGGUAUGGCUCCAAGCCCAGGGAAUAACAAAUGCCACCACAGUACCAAUAUCAGUUAAUUGCGAUUUAAUUCAACAGUUAUUAUAUUGUUUGGUGUAUAAUUAUUCGUGCCCGAUCGUUGAGUCCUUGUAUAACACAUCGGAUAGUGGUAGAAUAAGUCAUUAUUCUGGUGUAUUCCAGAUCAAUUUUCCGAGCGAUAUUUCAUUUUUUGUAUUCAAUUAUUUAUCGAACCUUACCGCCUCAAAUACUUCUAGUAAGGCGAAUUGUCAAGAUGAUGACGAUUGUAAAUCUGGUGAAUUUUGUGUGGCCAGUAAGUGUACAAAGUCUUUCACGAGAUAUCACAGUUCAUACGGGGCAGGAUUUGAAUACGAUCAAAAUGGCAAUCCAUUGAUUGCAGAUGCCACUAAAGCUACUUGGGUGGAAAGCGUAUGGAAUACAAUUAACAUGAGGAUAUUUAUAGUAUCAUCAAUAUCUCAACAGUUGGUUGAAUUAUUUUCUGGGAUCAUAAUAACAAUCAUCAGCAUCCUGUGUGUAAUAUUCGGAAAAAAAUAUCUAAAAAAGACGUUAAAAGUUGCUUAA
This is a messenger RNA of Acaulospora morrowiae, 2043 nucleotides long. NCBI's taxonomy places the organism in Eukaryota, Fungi, Glomeromycota, Glomeromycetes, Diversisporales, Acaulosporaceae. The record is from the annotation of a GenBank genome assembly.